This is a messenger RNA of Cicer arietinum (chickpea), 2971 nucleotides long. RefSeq lists its product as uncharacterized. The record is from RefSeq and is a predicted model, not a curated record. NCBI's taxonomy places the organism in Eukaryota, Viridiplantae, Streptophyta, Magnoliopsida, Fabales, Fabaceae.
AGGAAGAAGAACGCCCAAAUAACAUAUUUUAUAGUGGUAAUGUUUUCUAAUUCACCAAGUUGUUGGAGCAUAUCCCUUCAAUCUCAAACACCCACUCAUUCAUCAUGUUAUGGCAUUAAUGAAAUGCAUAAUUGGAGUGAACCAGAAGGGAAACCAAGAGAGAAAAUAGAGCUUUGUUAAAAUCGAAGCAAGUUGUGCGAAUCUGCUUAAACUAUUAUUUGUUAUGUGUAUGCUUCAAAUAUCCAAUAUAGUGAGACGGUCUAUUCAACAAAAAUGACGGCAAAUUCCACAACACUGAGAAAGCCGGACAAAAAGUACAGCAUGCAUGAAUUUCAUGUGGUGGUAACCCAUUAUUUUAGAACCCCUAUUUUUAUCCAUCACAACAAAAAACAAAAAAAGAAACAACCCUGAACUUUUAAUAAAUAAAAAAAUGAAAAUCAAAACCUCGAUGGUAACCUAAACACACAAAAGGAGAGACAGAAAAAGGAAUCUCCAAUUCCUAAUUUGCCUCCUCCCUACCCUGAGCGUCCCAAACAAUGGCAGAAGAAUUUUCAAAAGCAGUAGAAGAAGGUAUAAGAUUAUCAAAACGAAUAUACUUCGGUAACGAUAGAGCAGUAUCACCACCGAAACCACCAACAUCAAUGCUUAAAUCAAACACCGCAUUUCUUCCAACAUCUCCCAUGGUUUAUGCGGUUAUUCACGAUCCUGCCAUUGUUGAUAAUCCAGAUGUACCUAGCUAUCAACCUUACGUGCAUGGGAGGUGUGAACCUCCUGCUCUUAUUCCGCUUCAUAUGAUUAAUGUUGUUGAGCUUAAGGGGGAUUGUUAUUUAAAUAGUGCGUUUCUUGAAGUUGUUGGAUGUUGGAGGCUUCAUUGUGUUUCUGGGAGUCGUGCUUGUGAUUGUAUUCUUGCUGUUCCUAUGGGUCCUCAGGGUUCAAUUCUAGGUGUGGAGGUUAGUGUUCAUAGGAAAUCAUAUUCUACUCAACUGGUUGAUAUGGAAGACAAAACUGGUAAAGAUAAUGUGACCAGAACUCAAGAUGGAGGCUUUCUCAAGUCCAAUUUGUUCACUUUGACUAUACCACAGAUAGAUGGAGGUUCAAAUUUAUCGGUUAAAAUUAGAUGGUCUCAGAAGAUAACAUGCUGCAAUGAUGUGUUCUCGUUGAAUGUGCCAUUUAACUUUCCGGAUUAUGUGAACCCUGCCGGGAAGAGGAUGUCUAAAAAGGAAAAAGUACAAUUAAACGUGAAUGCUGUUACCGGUAGUGAGAUAAUGUGCAAAACAACAAGUCAUCCUAUGAAGGAAAUAAUGCGCAACGCUGGGAGCAUAGGUUUCUCACAUGAAACUGAUGUUCUCUCCUGGUCAAAAUUUGAUUUUAGCUUUUCAUAUGCUGUCUCUUCAAGUCAAAUAAAUGGGGGGGUUCUUUUGGAUUCUGCAUCUUUGGAUGAUGAUGAUCAGAGAGAGCUGUUUUGCAUGUACCUUUCUCCUGGAAAUAUUCAGAGUAAGAAGGUAUUCAGAAAAGACAUUGUAUUCGUUAUCGACAUAAGUGGAAGUAUGCGAGGAAAGCUAAUUGAUGACACAAAGAAUGCAUUACAAUCUGCUCUCUCUAAGCUUCAUCAUGAUGAUUCAUUUAGUAUUAUAGCAUUUAAUGGAGAGACAUAUCAAUUUUCAACUUCAAUGGAAUUGGCUUCAAAGGAUGCUGUUGAAAGGGCCAUUCAAUGGAUCAACAUAAACUUUGUUGCUGGGGGUGAUACAAAUAUUUUGCAUCCAUUAAACAUGGCAAUAGAGAUGCUUUCCGAUGCCCAAAGAUCAGUUCCAAUUAUUUUUCUAGUUACUGAUGGAACUGUUGAAGAUGAGAGACAAAUUUGUGAUAUGAUAAAGAAUCAUACAAUCGGAGGAGAAUCAAUGUGCCCCCGAAUUUACACUCUGGGCAUAGGUUCAUUCUGCAAUCAUUAUUUCUUGCGGAUGCUUGCCAUGAUUAGUAAGGGCCAACAUAUUGCAGCAUUGGAUGUAGAUUUGGUUGAGCCUCAAAUGCUAAAACUAUUUGAUAAAGCUUCAUCUAUUGUUCUUGCAAAUAUCACGAUGAACUUCGAUGAUCUGGAUGAAGUUGAGGUGUACCCGUCGCAUAUUCCGGAUCUUUCAUCAGAUAGUCCAUUGACUUUAUUCGGAAGAUACAGGGGAAGCUUUCCAGAUGUUCUUAAAGUAAAAGGUGUCUUGGCUGAUUUCAGUAACUUUGUAAUAAAUUUGAAUAUACAAAAUGCUAAGGACAUGCCUAUAGAAAGGGUUUUUGCAAGAGAACAAAUAGAGUAUCUUACUGCUCAAGCAUGGCUUUCUAAAGAUAAACAACUAGAACAGAAGGUUGCAAAAAUAAGCUUACAAACCGGCUUUUUGUCCGAGUAUACACACAUGGCAAUUCUUGAGAAUGAUCAUCUAAAGAAAGCCAAGCAAUCAGAUGGAACAAAAGUAUCAAAAGGGAAAGGUGGUAAUGUCCAAGGCCAGAGAAUGAUUUUGCUCCCAAAAUUAGGUAUAGGCUUUGGCAACUUGACUGCAACAUCCGAGAACAUUCCACCAGGAGUUGAAGAUACAAGUUUGUCUGAUGGUGCUGAAAUCUUUGUUAAGAAAGCCGUAGAUUGUUGUGGAAGCUUCUGCAAUCAUUGCUGUUGUUGCAUGUGCUGCAUCCAAGCCUGUACCAAGAUAAACAACCAAUGUGCAAUUGCAUUUACUCAGCUUUGUGUUGGUUUAGGAUGCUACAGCUGCCUCAGCUGUUGUUCUGAUAUAUGUUGUUCUGGAAAUGAAAGUUGAAAUCUCAGUUUGUUGUAUUUUACUACAUAGAAAAUCACUGGUUUGUGGGGUGUUAUCAUGGAAAUGUAUAUCCUUAAGUCAUCUGUUUUGUUUUAUAGUUCAUUUCAUUGUCUUCCAGAUUUGUUUUGUAUUAGAUUUUUCCAAUAGUUUAAGCCAGCAUAUUAAAUUUUGCAAUA